AUGGCUUCAAAUGCAAAAUUAACCAAUGACCCAUCGGGUGAGUCUGUUGAUGUUACAUUAUAUAGAAGCAUGAUUGAUUGUCUUUUGUAUUUAACUGCAAGUCGGCCUGAUAUUGCAUUUAGUGUUGGUGUAUGUUCUAGGUUUCAAUCUAAUCCUAAGGUUUCACAUUUGAAUGCUGUUAAAAGAAUCAUAAAAUAUGUUAGUGGAACUUGUAAUUAUGGAUUGUUUUAUAACAAAGGGUCAAAUUUGUCUCUUGCUGGAUUUUCUAAUUCUGAUUGGGCCGACGAUGCCGAUGAUAGAAAAAGCACCACUGGUAGGUGUUUUUAUGUAGGAGCUAAUCUUGUUGCUUGGAUGCGUAAAAAGCAAAAUUCUGUAUCUUUGUCUGCUGUAGAGGCAGAAUAUAUUGCUGCUGGAAGUUGUUGCUCACAGCUUCUUUGGAUGAAAAAGCUCUUGAGUGAUUAUGGGAUAACAGAAGACACCAUGGUUGUUUACUGUGAUAAUUCUAGUGCUAUUGAUAUCUCUAAGAAUCUUGUUCAACACUCUAAGACUAAACACAAAGAGAUUAGAUAUGACUUUAUUAGGGAUCUUGUUGAAAGAAAGAUUGUUGUUCUUUAG
Quercus robur (English oak) is the source of this 615-nucleotide messenger RNA. Its product is annotated as secreted RxLR effector protein 161-like. Lineage: Eukaryota; Viridiplantae; Streptophyta; Magnoliopsida; Fagales; Fagaceae. The transcript has a single exon. The record is from RefSeq and is a predicted model, not a curated record. The coding region runs from base 1 to 615 and encodes 204 amino acids.